AUGGGUAAUACAAUAUGUGGUGGACCUGUGUUACAGGGGUCAUCCUACCGCGACAGGAUCCUAGAAGUGGAUGGAGUAUGCGUGAGGUCAGCACAGCACGAGCGCGCCGUGCAGCUUAUCAAGGCAGCAGGAGAUACCGUCACACUUACUGUGCAGAGUCUACUAGCAUGGGUAACUAGAUCUUCUAUCUUGAGGUAUAAGAAUACAGACUCUUCAGACGUGGAGCAGUCAACUCCGCCCACAUCUCCCACUCCCUCCAAAAAGGAUGGCAAGAAGUCCCCAGCACCCCCAUUGCCGCAGAAAACUCCACAGCAUGAGAUCAAGAUAACGGUGACAUCAGAAGCUGACGUGGAAAAAGAAGCGACUGACAGUGAGAAGCCAGUGGAGAGUGAUCCUCCACCAGCACCAGCUAAAGUGGUGUACUCCGACUCCGAGAGUAGUGACGAGGAAGAUGAGAGGGAACUGCAGGGCAGGACUUAUUCGGAUAAAGGAGUUGAGAUCGAUCGAGCAUCAGCAGGAGCAGUAAAGCGCAGCAAAGAAGAGAAGGAAGCGGACCCAGAAGAAGAAGAUGACUUCGGCUACACAACAAAGUAUGGUUCACACAAUUUACGAUCUCUGGCCACCGACCGUAAGCGCGGGCCUACGGACGGCGAGCAUGAUGGGUGGCUCGCCGCCCGACCAGAACCAGACUCGAGCGUACGGCGCGUCGCGUUCCGCGCGCUACUCAAAGAGCCAUCAGACCACCACAGAUGGGGCCUAACAGGGCUGAUGCUGAUACGAAGUCGCGGAGAACCUAACGGGUUACCGGGGCUCUGGCUCGAAGCGCAGGAGAAGGAACGGGGUGGUUUUUAG
Molecule: messenger RNA, 852 nt
Organism: Spodoptera littoralis (African cotton leafworm)
Lineage: Eukaryota; Metazoa; Arthropoda; Insecta; Lepidoptera; Noctuidae
Source: the annotation of a GenBank genome assembly